AUGUUUUUUCUUUUUGAUUUAGGAAAAAAAGAACAAUCUCAGGUUAAAUCAUCAGAACAAUCAUCAAAACAAGAUAAUCGUGAAGAACUACGAAAUAAACAAAUAAAUUUACCUUUAUUUCGUUCACAAAAUUGGUGUCGAACAACAUCAUUAACACUUGAUCCAUAUGAAGAACAAUACGCUAUUAUCUAUAAAACUGAUGAAUCGGAUUUUGAAUUAGAUGAUGAUGAUGAUAUUGAUAAAAUUCUUAUUAUAACACCAACACCACCAUCAAAUCGUAAACAUAAUCAACAAAAUCAUGAUCGUACAGGUGAUUAUACACCAAGAGCUCAAGUAUCAGCUGAAGUAGCAAAAAUUAUUGAUGAUGGUUUAAGAUGA
Messenger RNA from Rotaria sordida, 378 nucleotides. Lineage: Eukaryota; Metazoa; Rotifera; Eurotatoria; Philodinida; Philodinidae. The record is from the annotation of a GenBank genome assembly.